GGAGCUGCAGCCACCGGGGAGCCAGGUACCUUCCGCGAGACGUCGAGGGGCGAGUCCUAGUCUCUUUUCCCCGCACUGGAAGACUUGAACGCUUCCUUCUCUGUGCGUACGCCCUGCGGCGGGACGCACCAUUUCUUGGGAUAGGGUGUGGAUAGAGGGGCGAGGGGAGCUGGGUUCCCGAGACCCUGGCUCAACUCUUCGCCUUGUCCCCUGCACCAGCCCCAAGUCUAGGCCAGGAGCUGGAGCCUGCGGCAAAAGUCUUGUCCUGGAGGUUAAACCCUUCACCCUGGAUUAAGGGCAGGGACGGAUCUGCCCUGCUUCCUGUUCCUCUCACCCCUGGGCUUCGCACCGGGCAACCCUGGUUUGGAAGGCUGGAGACUUGGAACCUGCUUGGGAUUGAAAAGAGCAAGGGCUUUGGAGUACCUGGGGCAUUCAACAGAUGUUUUCCCAGCGCCUGUUCUGGUCCCUGCUCUGGGGACCCAGCAGUGAACAAAGUCCUUGCUCUCACAGAGCGCUCAGUCUACGGAGUGGGCGGGUGAGGAGAUGCAGUAAAGCAAACAGGCAGCAAAGCACCUGCUCUGAGUGGCCAUGGGGAAGCGAUACUUCUGUGACUACUGCGACCGCUCCUUCCAGGACAACCUCCACAACCGCAAGAAGCACCUGAACGGGCUGCAGCACCUCAAGGCCAAGAAGGUCUGGUACGACAUGUUCCGAGAUGCAGCUGCCAUCUUGCUGGAUGAGCAGAACAAGCGGCCCUGCAGGAAGUUUCUACUGACAGGCCAGUGCGACUUUGGCUCCAACUGCAGAUUUUCCCACAUGUCAGAGCGAGACCUGCAGGAGCUGAGCAUCCAGGUGGAGGAGGAGAGGCGAGCCAGGGAGUGGCUACUAGAUGCUCCUGAACUCCCCGAGGGCCAUCUGGAGGACUGGCUGGAGAAGAGAGCCAAGCGGCUGAGCUCAGCCCCAAGUAGCAGGGCUGAACCCAUCAGAACCACUGUCUUCCAGUACCCCGUGGGCUGGCCACCAGUUCAGGAGCUGCCUCCAUCCCUGCGGGCACCCCCACCUGGGGGGUGGCCUCUGCAGCCCAGAGUCCAGUGGGGCUGAGCCCCUUGCCCCCGACUGACCCCCACGUGGUCACUUUUCUCAUCAGUCACAAUAGGAAGCCAAGCCCGGUUCCUGCCACGCCCCAUGGAGGCUCCGAGACCAUCUGCCCGGCCUCACUGAGGCUCAGGACACGGCCACACCAAGUGCAGCCCUCGUCCUGGGUCUGCACCGGGCAGCUCUCCCCUCACUCUCCUCCACCUGCCCCCCUGCUUCUUAAGAAGAUGGGGGAGAAAACUUCCAAAUGUUUAUAAAGAAAGUCUGUCACCACA
Pan troglodytes (chimpanzee) is the source of this 1370-nucleotide messenger RNA. RefSeq names its product zinc finger matrin-type 5 (gene ZMAT5). Lineage: Eukaryota; Metazoa; Chordata; Mammalia; Primates; Hominidae. The record is from RefSeq and is a predicted model, not a curated record. Gene Ontology annotation, cellular component: U12-type spliceosomal complex. The transcript has 6 exons. The coding region runs from base 589 to 1101 and encodes 170 amino acids. Gene Ontology annotation, molecular function: zinc ion binding.